AUGGAGCGAAAUAAAUUAGAGCGCCGCAAGUCCCUGGGCCACCCUUCUCUGCUUGAGCGUACCCUGCAGAAGUCGAAGCAGGAGGUCAGUCUUAGCGUAUUCGCCUUCCUCUUCUCUGAAAUCGUCCAGUACUGUCUGAGUUCAGCGAAGAAGGGCUACCGGAUGGAAGACCGGCUCCACGAGCUAGGCCUGCGUGUGGGGUACAAAAUCCUCGAUCUGCUAGUCUACCGAGAGCGGCAUAAGAAGCGAGAGAUCAAGGUCCUUAGCAUCCUGACUUUUGUCUCGACCUGCGCGUGGCGCUACCUCUUUGGCCACAGUGGAGAGCUCUUGAAGGCGCAGGACAACGAACUGGAAUAUAUGAUAAACGACAAGCAGCUCCUACUCAACAAAUAUAUUUCCAUUCCAAGAGAUAUGAAUCACGUCAACUGCGGCGCGUUCGCUGCGGGCAUCAUCGAGGGCAUCCUCUGUAGUGCAGAAUUUCCUGCUGCCGUUUCGGCGCAUACGGUGGAGGACUCCCCCAACAUGAAGUCGACCACGUUUCUGAUAAAAUUCCUUCCGGAAGUCAUUGAACGGCAGAAGAGACUUGGAGGAGGGGGUGUGGCAGGGUGA
Messenger RNA from Besnoitia besnoiti, 609 nucleotides. Its product is annotated as transport protein particle component, Bet3 domain-containing protein. The record is from RefSeq and is a predicted model, not a curated record. The transcript has 5 exons. Gene Ontology annotation, biological process: endoplasmic reticulum to Golgi vesicle-mediated transport. The coding region runs from base 1 to 609 and encodes 202 amino acids. Gene Ontology annotation, cellular component: TRAPPIII protein complex; TRAPPI protein complex; TRAPPII protein complex. Lineage: Eukaryota; Apicomplexa; Conoidasida; Eucoccidiorida; Sarcocystidae.